GUGCCGGUGUCCGCGGCCGUGGCCGCCCCCCCGGACGGGGCCAUGUCCAACGGCGUGUACGUGCCGCCCGCGGCCAACGGAGACGUGAAGCCCGUGGUGUCCACCACGCCGCUCGUGGACUUCCUCAUGCAGCUGGAGGACUACACGCCCACGAUCCCGGAUGCCGUCACAGGGUAUUACCUGAACCGGGCAGGGUUUGAGGCCUCGGACCCCCGCAUAAUCCGCCUGAUCUCGCUGGCGGCACAGAAGUUCAUCUCAGACAUUGCCAACGAUGCGCUACAGCACUGCAAAAUGAAGGGCACGGCCUCGGGCAGCUCCCGCAGCAAGAGCAAGGACAAGAAGUACACGCUGACCAUGGAGGACCUGACACCAGCGCUGGCGGAGUACGGCAUCAAUGUGAAGAAGCCGCAUUACUUCACGUAGAGCACAGGGCAGUUUGGGUAGUUUGUAGGGGCCGUUUCGGUGCCAUUAAACACCUAGUAGGGUUUUGUGGGAA
Cyanistes caeruleus (blue tit) is the source of this 496-nucleotide messenger RNA. The record is from RefSeq and is a predicted model, not a curated record. Lineage: Eukaryota; Metazoa; Chordata; Aves; Passeriformes; Paridae.